Molecule: messenger RNA, 1002 nt
Organism: Synchytrium microbalum
Lineage: Eukaryota; Fungi; Chytridiomycota; Chytridiomycetes; Synchytriales; Synchytriaceae
Gene: BNA7
Product: arylformamidase
Exons: 10
Coding region: 1-1002 (333 amino acids)
Molecular function (GO): arylformamidase activity
Source: RefSeq, a predicted model, not a curated record
AUGACGAGAAUCGAUCCAGACGGGCCGCUGCCGUCAUUUGAUGACUUACCAAUUGAUAAAUCGGAUACUAAGAGACCGCUCAAUGCUUACAUCUGGGGCGAGGACGAUGCUAUGGGCUGUCUCAACUUGUUGACUCCAGCAAGAAUCAGGAAUGCUGCUCUGCUUAUCAAGACUGGAAAUAUAUUUCCGUUGAAUUGGGACUUGGAAAAACCAAACCCGCCUCUAUUCGAACGCUCUGCUCUCAAACACGAUGUGCUGCAUCGUCGUAAAGCGACUGCCGAGAAUCCGUUGAAUACAUUCGACGACAUGUAUCAGAACUUUAAUACCCAGUCGAGUACUCAAUGGGACAGUUUCGGCCACUUUUCAGGAACAGCAGGCACAUUCUACAACAAGGCAACAGCUGCCGAUGUAGCUGAAGGAUCCAAAAUCGGCAUUCAUCAUUGGGCUAGGAAGGGAAUAGCAGGUCGUGCCGUCUUGUUAGAUAUUCUGGCAUGGACUAAAGCUACAGGACGCGAAUACGACGCUUCAAGUUCCAAGAAACCUGUUUCGACAGCUGAUUUGGAUGCAUGUGCGCAAUGGCAGGGUGUUGUUUUUCAGGUUGGAGAUAUCUUGUUGAUUCGCUUUGGGUGGAUUGAAUGGUACGAGAGACAAACACCCGAUGAGAAAGCCAAUCUCGGCAAGAAUUUUAGAACCCUUGGAUGUAAUGGUCUUGAAGCAUCUCGCGACAUGCUACGAUGGUUGUGGGAUCAUCACUUUGCUGCGGUUGCAUCUGAUGCACCGCCAUUGGAAGCCAUACCGAAGCCAUUGCCAAAUCCACAUUCAAUGGACUUGCAUGAGACCAUGCUGAGUAAUUGGGGAAUGCCGAUUGGUGAACUGUUUUACUUGGAAGAACUGGCCAACUCGUGCUGUUGGGAUCGUCGAUAUGCGUUCUUUUUUUCUUCCAGUGUGCUCAACAAGUUUGGUGGUAUCGCAUCUCCACCAAACGCCAUCGCAUUCAAGUAG